AUGUUGUGCUCAAUAUCUGGAGAAGCUCCUCAGCAUCCCGUAGCAUCGAAAUCAGGCAAUGUUUUCGAAAAGCGCUUGAUUGAGGCAUAUAUCUCGGAAAACCACAAAGAUCCUGUUACUGGCGACGAUUUGGAGGUAGAGGACCUCAUCGACCUCAAGUCCGCCAAAAUCGUCACUCCUCGACCUCCUACUCUCACCUCGAUUCCUUCCCUUCUCUCAACAUUCCAAAAUGAAUGGGAUGCGUUGGCACUCGAAACAUUCACCUUACGGCUAUCGCUUCAGCAAACGCGACAAGAACUGACUACUGCGCUUUACCAACAUGAUGCUGCAGUUCGUGUGAUCGCCCGCCUCACUAGAGAACGCGACGAGGCCCGAGAUGCAUUAUCGAAGGUCACAAUUGGCACAGGAAGUGCUAGUAAUGGAGAUGCGAUGCAGAUUGAUAGUCAAGGUCUUCCAGAGGAGUUGGCAGCUAAGGUUGAUGCCGCACAAGAAAGACUUUCCAAGAGCCGUCGGAAGCGACCUGUGCCAGACAAUUGGGUUGAUGCGGAUACUGUUGAGAAGUUUGGUGUUGCCAGUGCAUCGAGUGCCCUUUACUCUGGUGCUACAUCUCUCGCCUUGGACGAAGCUGGAAAGCUGGUAAUUAUUGGUGGAACCGAAGGUGUUGUAGGGAUUUACUCGAUCCCGGAGGAGAAGGUGCAACAAUCGUUCAAGGCUGGAAGUGCGGUCACAGAUGCUGUUUGGUAUGGAAACCAGCCUGUUGUCUCCACGACGUCUGGUGCCGUGAAAGUGUUUGGGGAGAACGAGAUGACUUUCACAUCCCACGCUGGAAGUGCAAAUGGCCUGGCAUUGCACCCAAGUGGUGAUAUUCUGGCAUCCGUGGGUGUUGAUAAGAGCUUCGUGUUUUACGAUCUACCUGCUGCAAAAGCUGUCACGCAGGUCUAUACUGAUUCAGGACUCACUGUUGCUGCCUUCCACCCAGAUGGUCAUUUGUUCGCUGCUGGUGGUACUGAUGGCCAAAUCAAACUAUUCCACGUCAAGACCGGUGAAAGCGCCGCCAACUUCGAACUGGGAGGCCCAGUGCAAGAUUUGGUCUUCUCCGAGAACGGUAUUUGGUUUGCUGCUGUUGUAGAGGGAUCCAAUAGUGUUGUCAUAUUCGAUCUACGGAAAGAGGGUGAAGCAGCUAAAGCAAAGGUGCUGGAAAUUGGGGGACAGGUCGACACUAUCAGAUGGGACUACACUGGCCAAUUUCUGGCUGCUGCCGGACCUGGAGGACUCACUAUUUCGCAAUAUACGAAAUCGUCGAAGUCAUGGUCGGACGUCAUCAGUACCGCUGUUCCAGCAACCGCUCUCGAGUGGGGACCGGAGGCGAGGACAUUGGCUACCGUGAAUGGUGAUGGAGUUGUAACAGUGCUUGGAUGA
This is a messenger RNA of Cadophora gregata, 1419 nucleotides long. RefSeq lists its product as uncharacterized. The transcript has 5 exons. The record is from RefSeq and is a predicted model, not a curated record. Gene Ontology annotation, cellular component: U2-type catalytic step 1 spliceosome; cytoplasm; Prp19 complex. Gene Ontology annotation, molecular function: protein binding; ubiquitin protein ligase activity. Gene Ontology annotation, biological process: protein ubiquitination; mRNA splicing, via spliceosome; DNA repair. Bases 1 to 1419 code for a protein of 472 amino acids. NCBI's taxonomy places the organism in Eukaryota, Fungi, Ascomycota, Leotiomycetes, Helotiales, Ploettnerulaceae.